AUGGACCCCACCAAAGGACCUGAACCAUGUGUCGUCUGUGGAGACAACGCCACGGGCUUCCACUAUCGUGCCAUGACAUGUGAGGGAUGCAAGGGCUUCUUCCGUCGCUCAGUGCAAAAAAAGCUGAAGUACACAUGCAAAUUCAAUGGCCAGUGUUUCGUCGGCAAUAAGCAGAACCGGAAUAGUUGCCAGAAAUGCCGAUUUGACCGAUGCCUCAAAGCUGGCAUGGCAACGGAAUGUAAGCUGUCCAUCGAUUCAUUUAUACCCAUCACAAAUCAAUCAAUGGAACGAAGCCACGUAUAUCUUUAG
Molecule: messenger RNA, 309 nt
Organism: Mesocestoides corti
Lineage: Eukaryota; Metazoa; Platyhelminthes; Cestoda; Cyclophyllidea; Mesocestoididae
Source: the annotation of a GenBank genome assembly